CUCGGAACUUCCUGGCCAGUUGUUUGCGAUUUCUAGGUAGGUCGUCAUUGGUGGAAUCUUGACACGGUGGACUGGAUGCACGCGAGUUGCUCUGAUUGGCGAGAGGUUCACAAUACGUUUUCGCAAGGGGGGCAACCUGCCCUUUUCCGCUGGUCGUUAAAAAUUCUUUAGUAACACGUUUGCGAGAAGCCUAACCUUGAGGCGGGUACAUCGCCACAGAGUGACCUGACUCUACAUUCGUUUUUAAAAGGAUGAAAGAGGCGUUCUAGGAAGCUGCACGUUAGACGAAUUUGCCACCAGUGGCGACUCCUGUACGUCCCAAUUCUGGUUUAGUAACUCGUACUCCAGCCGCUCCUAAUGCGCCACUUUAAUUUCCAGCCGAGAUGUACUUAAGGUAUGUAGGACGUUUUCUGAGCAGAUUCGUUUCCUAUUUACAUGUCUAUUUCUAAAUACAGCUUGUCAUCCGUAGGCAAUAACACAUGUUUAAUUAGAUUCCCGUCUCAUUUCCUCCAUUAGGACAAUGUAGUGUCCAGCCUAGAUGGUUCUUCAAGCGAAGAUGACCCUUCUCUUAUAGGUUACCCCUUGACAUUCCUCAAAAGGCCUCGUUAAUUGAUUGCUGGCGCUCCAAGCUCCUAGCAUGGAUUUAGGUCGUGCUCUGAUCCUACUCACCUGGUCGCUACUCCUAGUUGUACACAGCCAUUCCUCGGUAGUAGGAUUGGUGCGUAUGGCUGGAGUUAGGAAUCUCCCCAUCGCUUGUGGUGAACCGGGUUGCAUUGAGAGGUUCUCCUGUCCUAACGAGAGACUGCUGCACCGCCGACAGAAAAUACAUACGUUUCCAGAGCAACCAGCAGGGCAACAAGCACCUAGCUUCCGCGAUCUAGAGGCUUUACAAGAGGUAAUAGAGCAGACAACAGCUGAUCGUCGCACCAAGCGUAGAGCUAGUAGUGUGCCUAAUGAAGGGGACUGUAUUCCCGAUGGACCAUGUCCUUCGGGAGAUUCACGCCCCAACAUGGACGCGAGUGGAUGCGGGGUGGCGCACGAGAAGAGCCUGAAGAAAACGUCCACAGAUAAGCGCUUUUUUGUAUUUUGCAAAAAAACAGCAGGAGGCAUGGGGUUAUCUCGGCCAGAAAUUGCAGAGCUGGUAGAUAUUAUGAAGAGCAGUCAGUUAGAUCCUUGCACUUUCGAAUCAAUGGCGGACGUUGACCGUUUUGAGGAGAAGGAAGCUGGUGGUGUGGUGAUGGAGAAAUUCAGGGAUAGCGAUCUAGCAUCUCCCUCAGAUCGGAAGCCGAUCAUGCUGCGAUGGCGUUCCUUGUGGUCUUGUGCCCAUCCCUUCAUUCCUCUCUGCCCAUUCCCCUGCCCCUCUCUCUCCAUCCCUUCAUCCCUCCCUUCCCAUCCCUUCAUCCCUCUCUCUGCCCAUCCCUCCUUCCCUCUUGAUCUGCAGAUUCGUCACAAGUUGCGCAAUCCGAACAUGGCACGCGUUCAGCUAGAAAGGUCUGGAGAUCCUGAUGCCCUCGGAAGGCAGGAGCGCGUCGUUCAGCGCCUGCUCAACCGGUUCCAGGCCACCAAGUACAACGGCAACAACUACUUCAUCGGCAAGCUGUACCUCAUGGAUUGGGUGGAUGUCCCAGAGAACAUCCUGGCCCUUGAUUUCGUGGGGGACCGUGACGUAGAUGAUGUGGUUGAAGGCGACCUGAAUGGAGAGGGUGUGGAGGUUAUUUUCUGAAGGGAGCGAUGGGGCAGGUGGAGAAGGUCAUGUUGCAUCUGGAUGUGCUUCAUGAUCAGGGAUGUGAUUCAGAAGUGCUGCUGUUUUGGAAGUUGAUUACGGUUUGUCUUUCAUGUUGGAUGAGGAGGUAUUGUUGAGGGUUGUUUUUCAUUGCCAAUAAUAUCUGUUAUGGUUU
Closterium sp. NIES-67 is the source of this 1898-nucleotide messenger RNA. NCBI's taxonomy places the organism in Eukaryota, Viridiplantae, Streptophyta, Zygnematophyceae, Desmidiales, Closteriaceae. The record is from the annotation of a GenBank genome assembly.